AUGUAUUUGUUGACCAGUUUUAGAUUGACCAAACAAUAUGUUAGGAAUCUAAUCAGUAUAAAUAACAAUGAAAUGUUUUCAUCAAUACCUCCAAUGACUAAAAGAUAUAUAUCAACGUCGAAAGGGAAACAACAAAAUAAAAUUAAUGAAAACUGUAAUGAAGCUACAGAACAAUCUACUUCAAAUGCAACAAUGACAAAUAACGUAUCAAACAAUAGCCAAAUAGUUGCAAAUAAUCACAGACCAAAUAAUAUAAUACCCAAUGAGAAAAAAAAAUACAAACUAGUACCGAAAGUGCCAACCACAGAGUAUAUAUCAAUAUCAGAUAUUGAAACAGAAGGUUUAUUUGCAGGGUAUAGACCCUUAUUCCUUGGGAAAUCUACGUUACAAGGAUCUGAAUAUAUUUCGAAGUAUGAUACAAAUUCUAUGCUAACUUCUUUAUCAAAUUCCAAACUUGUAGAUAUUAUAACAACUUCAUUAGAUAACCCUGAAAAGACUGCCAAAUUAGAAGAACUUUUAGCAGAGAUAAAAAAUGGUGAAUAUGAUGAAUCAGCUAUAAAGGGGCCCAAAUCUUCUGAAAGAAAAACACCAAUAGUUCCAUGGGAUGCCUCAAUUGGAGGUAUGGUAUAUCCAGAUGAUCCAUUUAGAAAUGUCCCAAAGAAAAUCGUAUCACAAUUAAAACCCUUUGAACCCUUAGCAAAAGAAAACUCCAAACAGGAGAAUAAUGAUGUAUCAAAUUCUAUGAUAGUAAUGAAAGUCCAUAAUCCAAGGAUAAAUGAUGAUUUAGAGAUGGUCAACUUGUUUGAUAAGGACUCAACUGACAAAAAAUCAUUCUACAAGAAGUAUAAUAAUAAUAGGACAAACUUAAAUGCAUUUAAAUUAGACUUCAAAAAAAUUGCCAAACAGAGGAAGGCCUUUAAUACUGAAAAUAAAAAAAUUGCUUAUGACCAUAAAUUUAUUAAUGAUGAUCAACACAUAUUGAGGUCAGAGAUUAAAACUUUAUUAAAUUAUUUAUCUGACGUCUUCUACGAACAAAGUGGUUUAACCGUCUAUGCUGAUACAAAGACUUGUGUUCUACCUCUUCAUGCAUAUAUUGAACUAACGAAGUCAUCUGGUAGAGCGAACAGACGGUUCUUUAGGAAGACCAUAAUUGAUCAAAUUUUCCCGAUUUAUAAUACUAUCUUGGCAACUUAUGAAUCACCCACAGAUAUUGAAAAGUUUAAGAGAUUAACACUGACAAAAAUUAAUCAAAGUGUUAAAAAUUUAUCGCAAAGCAUACCUUCUGUCUGUUUCACAGAUUCAAGCAAAUCAGUCGAUUGCCUAAUCAGAUCCAGUCCCGUACCUGGUUUUAAAAGAAUGUAUUGGUUAAAACCAACUAAGAGACAUUACACUUUUUGGGGCCACAACUCAAGCAAAGAAUACUCGCUUAGGUUAAAACAAAAUGAAUCUAUAACCCGAAACGGUGUUAGAUACAUGAGAUAUCCGAACUACAUCAAUUGGCGAAAUGUUAGCGAUGCCUUCGAUAAUUGGGAUUAUUUUACUAGAUUAUGA
Maudiozyma saulgeensis is the source of this 1551-nucleotide messenger RNA. The record is from the annotation of a GenBank genome assembly. NCBI's taxonomy places the organism in Eukaryota, Fungi, Ascomycota, Saccharomycetes, Saccharomycetales, Saccharomycetaceae.